Molecule: messenger RNA, 1029 nt
Organism: Folsomia candida
Lineage: Eukaryota; Metazoa; Arthropoda; Collembola; Entomobryomorpha; Isotomidae
Exons: 2
Coding region: 60-620 (186 amino acids)
Source: RefSeq, a predicted model, not a curated record
CCGUUGUCGACAACCGAAUAGUAGAGAAGAAUAAUCGCUACACACUUUGAUAAGUCAAGAUGAAGUCAAAUACCGCCAGAAUUUUUACAGUUGUGGUGGGAAUGUGGCUGGUUUCAAAUAACCCAACGUACGCAGUAUCGGUCAACGAGACGGAAGGGAGUUUGGCGCCAAUUACUUACGGCCUGGCUAGACUGUCGUCACGCAACGUUGUAUCCAACCUUUAUUCAUAUCCGGCCGGAUGUUUGGUGACCUACCCGGAAGAAACGACGUUCACAUACCCGUCCUAUUGGACCACGGGUUGGAUUCGGUACGAGACCCCGACCACCGUCCACUUUGAGAAGGACGACAUCCGAGUCACGUUUUCCAUUGCGACGACCCUAUGCGUUGCCGAGGGGGAGGUGAAAGUCCCUGGGGGAAAAAUGAUGACUUUUCCGGCCAAGACGACCAUGACCUUUAGUGCAGACACGACGUUGAAAUAUCAAGGGUUGACCGGCCCCAUGGUGGUACGGCACGCGUGGAACGGAGCGGUUAAAGGGAAGGGUCAAGUGGAAUGGGUGGACGGAAUAUCGAUUACGGUUACCACCCCGGGUACCGGGGAAAAUAAGGGGUGCAUGGUGUAGGGUGACGCAACAAAAAUGGAGUCAUUGAAAUAAUUAAUAAAAUUAUAGUCUAUAUAUUGCAUAUCUGUAAUUUUAGAUGAAUCUUUCAAAUAUGAAUUUGCACUCUUAUAAAUUCUCCAAAAUCCAUUCAGUUUUCCAAUUAUUUCCAUUAAAUUGUCCAUCCAUCUUGCAUAAAGCUCCUUGUAUCGCUGCGUCUGCUUGCUCUCCUUUUCUCUACUCUGUGAUAUCACUUGUCUCUGUAAUGUCGGUAAAUUUGAUAAGUGAGACGCUACACUCUAAGAAACUGGGUGAUAGCCGUUAUCAUGUUCAUCACCAUAUGAUUCUACCGCUUGUGGUGAUAGGCAUCGUAACCUUUUUAGUUACAUAAUAUCAACACUAGGUGAUAGAUACAAUAAAAUUGGUAACAAGA